GAAAGGCUGAGACAACUUCUGGAUGUAUUAGUUAGGAGCAGUGUCUGGAGCUGUACCACUGAAGGAAUUCCUUGCAUCCUGUAUAUAGAGCUAUUGGUGCUUUCUUUUCUCCUGCCUCCUUUCUUUCUAUCAUCUAUUUUGUCUGGGUGUUUAAUAUCUAGGAUGGCUCCAAGGACCAGCCAAAUGCCUGCUUUUUUGUCUCUCCUGGCAUUUAUGCUGCUGGCCCUUCUAGACUCAUCAACUGCCGUAACAGAAAGGAAGUUCCCAAGCAGAACAUUUCGAUUACGAGCUCGCAACCCUGAUGACAGAUUACCCCUUCCUCAAACAGCAGGGAUGAGAACUGUACGAAGAUUUCGGGGCCAAUCUUCCAAUCUAGGUGAAAAUGCAAGAAGGGUUAACUAUACUCCAGUAAGACCAGUUGUCCAGAAUGAAGACAACAAGCAACGAGCCUCUGAGUCUGUACAUGUGGUCUCCCUUCAGUCAAUGAAUCCCCAAGGGAAAAGCCAACCGGUAUAUCGGGCAGCUGUUACAAAGCUUAAAAUUCCAGAGGAUGAUUAUCUUAUUGAGCCUAAGGAAGUAAGCGUCAGAGUGUUGUCCUCUCAAUCUGUACUUGUCACAUGGAUGGAUCCAAUGUCUGAAAAGUCCCCAAAGGUUCAGUCAGACAGACAUUACACAAUUCGAUACCGUGAAAAGGGAGAAUCUGCACGUUGGGAUUACAAGGAAAUAAACACAAGACGUGCUUUGAUUGACAAACUAAAUCCUGAUGCCAUGUACGAAUUUUCUGUCCGUGUUUCCCAAGGAGAACAAGAAAGUCAAUGGAGUCCUUCAGUUUUUCAAAGAACUCCUGAGUCUGCUCCAACAACUGCACCUGAGAACCUUUAUGUGGAACCGCUGACAAGUAAACCUACAUCUGUGAGGGUGAUGUGGGAUGAACUCUAUGACAGUGCUGGAAAAAUAAAAGAAUACAUUGUGUCAUAUGCUCCUGCAAUGAAACCGUUUGGAGGCAAAACCAUACCAUAUUCAGGAACAACCACAUCUGCCAUAGUUGAUGGUCUGCAGCCUGGUGAAAGGUACAUUUUCAAAAUCCGAGCAGCCAACAGAAGAGGGCAGGGCCCUCAGUCUAAAGCCUUUACAGUCACCAUGCCAAUGGGCGCUACUUCGGUAAAGACACUUUAUCAUCAGCCUCAUAAAGAGACUUAUUCUAGAGAAGACAAAAAUCCUGAAAAUGUAAUUUCUUCUGAAUCCUUGGAAGAAGACAUACAGCAAUCGUCCCCAAAGACCAAUUCUAGGCAGCAUAAGGUCAACACUCACUCCGCUGAAUUGAUUGAUGAUACGGAAACCACAACAAUAAUCCCUAAAAUUGUAACACCGAACCCUAGAAGACUAUUUAGACCAAUGUUAAAUAAUCGUUUUAAUUCAAAUAACAGAAGACCACUUAGACCAAAUUCCUUUAAUGUAGGACGCAGAAUUGUUGAACGUAAACCUGCACCUGCACCUACAGUAGUAGUAGAUGACAACGAAACUAAAGAUUUAGAAACUGUUGAUCAUGACACAAAAGAAAAUAAAUAUUCAUCUAAUAUUGGUGAAGAAAUAUCUAUUGAAAGCAGAGAGAGUUCAAAUGUAGAAUUAGAAGACACACAGAGAAAAAAUAGUGUGAAUGUUGACAGUAUGCAUGAUUUAGAAAAAAGCAAAAUAACUUCACCCAUAUCUAAUCCAGAAAGGAAAGGGCCAGCAACUGUAAAUACAAGAAAAAAUAAGGCUUCUGUUAUGCCAGGGGCUACUCACCUAGCAAAAUUGUCGACACAUGAGAAGCCACAGGUAAGUGUGGAUGAAGACGAAAGAGACCAAAGUGAAAGUGACCAUAAAUCUACUUCUGCUGGGAAAACACAUGCUAGUCUAUUACCAGCUCCUAAAAUUGAUACUAGACAAGCACAUUCUUCUCUUCCUGUAAAUAAGGAAUCAACAUCAUCUCCCCACGAUUCCAUAAAUUCAGACCGUCAUGCUAAUAAAGACAGCAGGGACUCUUAUAGAGACUUGAUUGAUAUAAAAACAAAAACUGCCAAUGAUCAUCGCCCCACAAAAAUGUCUUAUCACAAAACGAAAAAACAGACAAUGGUAAGAGGCGUUGUAAGAGCAGUUUCUUCAACAACUGUUUCUCCUACAACAACCACCACCACUAGUACUACUACCACAACAGCUACAACCACAACCACGGCUACUUCAGCUGCUACUACAACUACCGCAAAAGCUCAAUUGCCUAGUGAAACUAAGAGACAAAAUAUUUUGUCUAAUAAACAGCAAAACGUUCCAUCUUUUUCUGGAAAAUCUGCUUUAUCCUUACUAGAAUACUACAGGAGAAGAAGUUCUCAGGUAAAAAACAAUGCUGGAAGUAAAACAAUCUCUAAUGGAGGAUCAAAGUUUCAUCCAGUGACAACUGCUCAAACUACUACAUCAACUACAGUUAUGACAACCACAUUAGCUCCAAAGGCUGAAAAAAAAGAAAAUCAAGGGAAAAUACUAGAUCUGUCCGAUAGGAAAGAAGAUCCUUACUUUGAUUCCUCUGAACUGUCUUCCAAAUCUUCUUCCUAUAUCAAGUCUAACCAAGAGAUAGAUAUAAAAAAGUCAGAAGAUAGGCAUGCAGCAAUUUCUUCUGCUAUUAAAAUAUCCGAGACAGAGGACAAGAAAAUAUCUGUAACCUCCAAGAAAAAGGUAAGAACACAUAACAUACCAGUCAAAAAAACCAAGGUCGGUAUAAAAUCAGAACCUCUGCCGGCAGUAUUAAAAUCUAAAGAAGAUCAAAUUCCAUCUGCUGCCUCACAUUUAUCUCAAGAAAGAACAAGUAUUUCUCAUAAGGAACAUGAGGACCAUCCUGAAGAUAACAAAAGCACUCCCAGUAUAAAUCAAAAACAUAGUUUAUUAUCUGGUGACUCUUUGGUGAAAUCAUACGAUACUUAUGACCCAGAGGAAGACAACGAUAGUCAACGGGAAGCAAGAAUAUCUACAUCAGACAGAAAGUCUCUCUCUCUUUCUAGAUUAAUGGAUAGUUCAAAAUCAAGACCAAUUUAUAGGAGUCCUGGAAGUAUUAUGCAGGAAAAUGAAAGAAAACUGAGCAAGGUUUCAUCUUCUGAAAUAGAGGCACCAGUUCCUGCAUAUUUAACAAAAUCAGAUUUUUCAACUUUAGACACAAAAAAGGAACCUGAAAAAGUGGAAAAUCCCACAUUAUCUGCAAGGACGAGGUUGUCGUCAUACUCUAAUGUCCGUUAUCUUAAAAACAGAAAUAGAAAUGGUAAUAGUAAUAAUAGCAAACAAUCUCUAGAAACAUCUAUUGCAAAGUUGGAAGAUGAAGAGGCAUUAAGUGCUCCCCCUACCCUAAAAGAAAAUAGUCAUAAGCCCCCUGUAGUUUCUUCCUCUUAUAUGAAUUCUAGAAGAUUUGCUCUACCAAGGAGAGCAACUACAACCGUCGCUCCAACAACAAGUCGACCUCACAGCACCACCAGAGCUUCACCUUACUUUGUACUUCCAUCAAUAUCUCGACAACUACAUUAUGGCAGAUCAUCAGUACAUAGAACGACAACAGCUCCACCAACUACAACGCCUGCACGUACUGCUGCUCCAACCUAUAAUCCUUCAUUGCUACGCCAAAGAAUGCUUAAUUCAAGACUAGGAUCUCCUUUACGAAGGCAAUUUACAAGGCCUUUACAAAGACAAGGUAAUGGUGGGACAUCAAAUUUGUCUUCAAGGUUUAAUACCAAUGGAAAUACACCAUCUUCAAAUACUGGGAACCUUAAUGGACAGAGGAUGAUUUAUGGUCCAGAAGGAACAAAGUGGGUUGUAGAUUUAAACCGAGGAGUGAUUCUUAACACUGAAGGACGAUAUCUUCAGGAUUCUCAAGGAAAGCCACUUCGAAUAAAGUUGGGAGGAGAUGGACGAACUAUUAUUGAUUUAAAUGGCACUCCGGUUGUCAGCCCUGAUGGGUUACCACUGUUUGGACAUGGAAGGUUCAGCAAGCCUGUAGCUAGUGCUCAAGACAAACCAGUCCUAAGUCUUGGGGGAAGGCCUCUAAGAGGUCUUGAAGUGGCAAGAACAACCAGACCUACCACCACAAGAAAGACAACCACUCCAACCACAACUACAACAACCCUUCCUCCAACAACAACUACAACUACAACUACUACCACUACACCUGAACCAACUACUGUUGAACCAACUACUGAAGAACCAUUUAUUCCUACCUGUGCACCAGGUUCUUUUGCACAAUAUGAUGAGGAAGGAAAUAUGAUUAUGGGAGCUGAUGACAAGCCUGACUGCUACACAGAAGAUAGUUAUUCCGGCCAAGACCUAAUUGUUACAACAGAAGCUGCAGAAAGCGUGACAUUCUUUGAUCCUGAUCAAGAUUAUGAGCUGAUUGAGACAACACAACGUCCAAUACACACAACAACCAGACGGCCUCCAAUUAUUAUUGGGGAACCAGAAAUAAGGUCAUUUGAAGACAAUAUGGUGUCUGAAUUCGAUGCAACCGGCAAAAAAAGAUUUACUGCACCAUAUGUAUCAUAUAUUAGUAAAGAUCCGAAUACUCCAUGCUCCCUCAAUGAUGCUCUGGAACACUUCCAAGUAGAGAACCUGGCCGAAUUGUUACCUAAAGAAAUGAAAGAUGGCGUUCUACCACCCAAAAAUAUCUCAUAUAAUAUCACCGUUGUGGCUGUUGAGGGUUGUCAUUCUUUUGUCAUUCUAGACUGGGCUAAACCAAAGAAGGGUGAUUUCAUCACAGGAUACUUGGUUUACAGUGCAUCUUAUGAGGACUUUUUGAAGAAUAAGUGGUCAACAGGUACGGCAGGAGGUACCAAUUAUCCUAUUGAAAACUUGAAACCAAAUACAAGAUAUUACUUCAAAAUUCAGGCAAAGAAUCCACAUGGCUUGGGACCCAUGAGCCCCUCUGUAUCAUUUGUUACAGAAUCAGACAACCCAAUGCUUAUUGUAAGGCCGCCAGGCGGAGAACCCAUUUGGAUUCCUUAUGCAUUUAAACAUGAUUCAAGCUAUUCUGGUUGUCAUGGAAAACAGUAUGUUAAACGAACGUGGUACAGAAAAUUUGUAGGAGUUAUACUUUGUAAUUCUCUGAGGUAUAAGAUUUACCUGAGUGAAAAUCUAAGAGACACAUUUUACAGUGUAGGUGAUAGUUGGGGAAGAGGAGAAGAUCAUUGCCAGUUUGUGGACUCUUACAUGGAAGGAAGAACAGACCCAUUUUCUGAAUACCAGGUGAUGCCUGCGAUUAAAGGUUAUUAUCGCCAAGAAACCCAGGAGCCAGUGAUGUUUGGACAAAUAGGUUAUGGAACCCCUCAUAAUUAUGUUGGCUGGUAUGAAUGUGGAGUACCCAUUCCUGGAAAAUGGUAGUGUCUUGACAACAGUGUUUUCAAAAUUAAAAGAUUAUUUCCUAGUAAAUUUGGUGCCAUAUGAUGAACUUGUAUAUAAAUGGAUUGAUGGCACAGCGCUGGAAUUCAUUAUAGGACAAAAAGCACAAUACAUCUACAAGCUUCAGAAAAAAACAAGAACACUGUGUGGAAUUAAAGUGGUGCUGCCUUUACUUUGCAUUAGAAACCAAGUUAAACUCCCUCUUGAUCCAUUUUGGGCCACACAGGCCACUUUCAGUGACUCUUUGAAAACAAAGAAUGACCUAAGCUUGCUCUGUGUGCUUACUUGUAAGUCAGACCUUUACUGUUGUUCUGAAGGGAAAUGGUCUCCAUCAAUAACCACUGGCAGAACACUGUGCACUUCAAAGGUAUACAUUGCAAUCAUGCUUCUGUUACUAGUUAUCGUGUGAUAUAGGACAGCCUGCUUUUAAGCAAACACUUGUUGGAGCUUAUUCUUUAUGUCUAGGCACUUGUGGACAUUGGUACUUUUGGUAUAUACAGUUCAGGUGCAUACUUAAGAUCUAUGAUGAAUAUGACAGUGCCCACAGCUGACUAAUGCAUGAUAAACAUUAACACAACAUUUCCCAAUGUCUUCUAUCCAUUGUCAAUCCAGCAUUAACUGUGAAUUCUGGUUUCCAUUCUGUUUACUGGAUACAUUAGAAUGAAAUGUUUAGGAGCUAGCUAGCCUGCCAUCACCAAGACGUAUUAAAGGGCUGAGAAAGCACUUGUUUAGUUCAGAAAUGUCAAAUAUAUUGAGAUCACAUGCACUUAUAAGGGCUGUCUCCUUACAGAGAACCCUUUAAUAUAAAAGCAUAUAAGGUUUUAUCAUAGUUAGACAUUUUAAGAUGGCAGCCAUAUAGUAAUACAUGACUAGUUACUGAGUGGCCACUCUCCCAAUAUGAUGUCUACAUUUCCUAUGAACAGGGGUUAUCCUCAUGGUACAGCCCUUUUAAUUCAUAUAAGGAGAUAAGAGUAAUGAUAAUUAAUUCAAUGACACAACCAAGUAUGAAUUUUAUACUUAACUUUAUUUUAAGUUGUAACUUACAAUCCAGUCAAACUGUAGUAUAUGGUUAACUUACUCUGUUGGUUACCCGUAUCAGUGUACUGUAAUAUAAAGGUAAUGGCAUUUGCAGCAGACAUAAAUUGGUGGAUAAAUCAAUUUAAUUAUACUAGCGAUGCACUUACUAUACAGAUGUAGCUGAUAUAAUUUAAACUUUAUCUGAUUGUCUGCUGUUUCCUUACAUGAACUUCAAAAGAAUGGGUCCCCUACUUGGGACACUCCUCUAUUUGUAUGUGUGAAGACCCAUUGAAAAGAAUCAUUAUUAUGGAUGUCUAAUUGCACCACAUAUUAAAUAGACUUUAAUGGUCACUUGCCAAUAAUACAUUUCCAAUCAGAACUAAUUUCUGAGAGUUGCAGUUGCCUGAUCCCUGCGAUCUCUUCAUUGUUGAUGUGCGCCCUCAUGGAAAGGGGUUGUCCUAGAUGGACAAUUCCUAUACUGCUUUACUUCUAGCACAAUGUAAUGGAGAGAAGGGUCAGUAAGAAAAAAAGGAUAUCCUUCCGUGUUGGCCUACAAAUAGAUGUCUGCUACAGCUGUAUGUGGAUGCACUUAUGACUGCUGAAAAAACAGCAUUCUAAAGAGUUAUGUAAUUUAUAAACCUCAAAGUGUGCUUUAUUGCAAAUGUUAGUUUGUAUUAAUAUAUGAGCAAAUGCGUACAUUUAGUUAUGACAAAUAUGUUAUUCGAUUUCAAACUGGAUUUGAAAUCCACUAAGAAUAGAUAUUACUAAUAAAAAAGAAAUGUUACAAGUAUCUUAGGAGACUGAUUCCCAUAGACGUACAUUGGAUUGCGAACCAAAGUAAUACAGCAAUCUUGUCUACAUUUUAAAUCACACAACUUAGACAUUUAUUUUCUUAGGCCUUAAUACCCCUUUUCGAUACACUAGGCUAUGUUAACUGUGUCUUAUUUGUAAACUUGUAUUGCACUGAAUAUCUUGCACAGGUGCUUUACCACCUAUUGAUGGUGCUCAAUAUUUUUCAGCCAAGUUUUGAGACUAUGACUCUCAGCAAGAAGGUGCUAUGGGAUGAUAAAAGUUCCUAAUAAAUUCUUCUACCUUUUCAUCAGGACUCCACAGGGGACCAGGGGACCAUUAAGAAUAGAUUUAGAAAACUAGCCUAGCAAUAUCCCAACCAAAAGGUUUUAAACUCUGUUUUCCUGAAUAUUAGUGAAAAAUAGUUUUAAACCAGUGAGAAAGUAUGUCAGUUAGGGUGUUUCUGUUUCACAUAUACAUUAUUUAGCAAAAAAACAUAUUACCGGAUGCUAAAAACAGAUUUUGCUAUAUGCCAUCCGUUUCCCAUUGGCAUACACAAUAGCGUAGUUGACUAUGUUUUCACAUACAUCAAAAUAAGACAUACUGUAAUGAAAACAAUGAAACAGAGACAAAAAUGUGGUGUGAACGCACCCUUUGCAGUAGUAAGAUGAUAAUGAAGUAUUUAGUAGUCCAUUAAAACAGCAGUCCUUGCCUCCAGAAUCUGAAUCUGAGUAAGGUAAGCAGAGCUGCAGGCAUCCCUAAUGUUGACAGAGCUCUUAUUUUACUACAAUCACUUUAUGAGUAAUGAUUUUAUAGUUAUUAUAUCUUGUUAAAAAAAACAAAACACCUAUAUUGUUAACAGGGGUAUCAACUAGUAGUACACUGUUAUAAUGCAUACAGUAUAGCAUAAUGCAAUAAAGACUAACCAAAAGAAUAUUUUAUUUGUAAUACAUGUGUUAGAGAUAUAAAAAUAGGUAGGAGGAACAUGUGCCCUUGUGCAAUGCAACCAACAUUUCCCAAACUAAUGUUCUCCAAACAUUUUAGAAAGUAUGAUUCUUUUGGAAAUAUCUGUUGGUUACCUCUUAUGUACAUUUCAAAUUGUUUAUUUUGGUGUUUCAGAAUUCACUACAGCUACAUCCUACUUGGUGCUAUGACAUAUAUUGGAAAAUGUAAUUCUUAAGCAGCCUGUCUGUUUUCAGGGAUUGGAUCACCCAGUUCACUUCAAUGCACAAUAUGGUUUGUUCUUUAUACAUAAAAAUAAAAAUAAA
Messenger RNA from Hyla sarda, 8480 nucleotides. It is a transcript of the gene FNDC1, whose product is annotated as fibronectin type III domain containing 1. Gene Ontology annotation, molecular function: protein binding. The transcript has 20 exons. NCBI's taxonomy places the organism in Eukaryota, Metazoa, Chordata, Amphibia, Anura, Hylidae. The record is from RefSeq and is a predicted model, not a curated record. The coding region runs from base 163 to 5388 and encodes 1741 amino acids.